ACGCCUACCGUGAUUUUUGUUGAGUUCGCGAAGCAUGUAAACACUGUCAGUCCCCCGCUCAGUUUUUCCAUCAGGCCGUCUGAACAGAACCGGGUCAUGAUGAUGAAGUCCUGCUGUACUUACACUGUGGGAGUUCUGUCUAUUCUGCUGUUAAUCUGCGGGAUCGCGAUGGUUCUGUCACGAGUCUUUGAGAACCUAAUAAACAACAGGGUAAAAAAGGAAAUCGUUCUGGUGAAUGGAACAGACGCCUUCUCAGUUUGGCAAAACCCUCCACCGCCGGUUUACAUGCAGUUUUACUUUUUUAAUCUGACCAAUCCUGCAGAGGUUCUGGACGGAUCCAAACCCUCCGUCGUACAGAUCGGACCGUACACAUACAGGGAGUAUCGACCGAUGGAGGAAGUGAACUUUUUGGAUAACGGAACGAAAGUGGCAGCCAUCAAUCCAAAGACGUACGUGUUUGAGCCUAAUAUGUCAAGUGGCUCAGAGGACGACAUCGUCCGAACCGUCAACAUACCUGCUGUGACAGUGAUGGAGAGAUUUAAAGAUAGCAUCCUGAGUCGAAUUAUCAAUGACUUGAUGAUAUCGAAGGGUACCGGUGUGUUUGGGACUUUUCGGGUGGGUGACCUGCUCUGGGGUUAUGAAGACCCUCUGCUCAAAGAUCUCAAGAAAUUUGUCCCAACCCUAGAUGACAACUUUGGACUUUUUUACAAGAAAAACGGCACCAGUGAUGGAGAUUAUGAGUUUUUGACGGGGACGCAGAACUAUAAGGAUUUUGCUCGUAUAGACAAGUGGAACGGACAGAGUUCAUUAAACUGGUGGAGCACUGAUUCCUGUAACAUGAUCAAUGGAACUGAUGGAGCCUCUUUUCAUCCAAUCAUCACUAAGACGGAGAAACUCUACAUAUUUUCUUCUGAUCUCUGCAGAUCUCUGUAUGCAGUGUAUGAAUCAGACGUGAGUGUACAAGGACUCCACGGCUUUCGCUUCGUUCCUCCCAGUGAGGUUUUUGCCAAUAUCACCAUUAACCCGGAUAACGCUGGGUUCUGUGUUCCUAACGGGACCUGUCUCAGUUCUGGUCUGCUCAACGUCAGCAUGUGUAAAGAAGGAGCUCCCAUCAUCAUGUCCUCCCCUCAUUUCUAUCAGGCUGAUGACAAAUACGUCCAGGAUGUUUUUGGAAUGAACCCCAGGAAGGAGGAACAUGAAACAGCCAUUGAUGUAAACCCGCUCACUGGACUUUUACUUCAGGCUGCGAAGCGUCUUCAGGUGAAUGUCUAUCUGGAGAAGAUCUCUGCAUUCAGUCAAACAGCAAAUAUCAUGACGUUGGUGUAUCCAGUGAUGUACAUUAAUGAGAGUGUUGUUAUUGAUGAAGAAUCUGCAAAGAAGCUGAAAGUGGUUAUUACUGAGGCUGAAGUUGUCAUCAAUGUCCCCUUCAUCGUGAUUGCUCUUGGCAUCUUACUGGGUGUGGUCUUCAUAGUGAUCAUAUGCAAACAGAAAGUCCCAGAGAGCUCAGCAGAUGAACGUCAGCCCCUGAUCUCAUCAUAAACUCCACGAGAAACAGCUCAACAUCACCACGACUCACAUUUCUGUAGACUUUAAGGUAGAUUUGACAGCACACACAGCAAGAGUCUGGGCUUCAGUUCAGCCAUCACACAAAUCAAAGUCAAAAGUUUGACUGGUGUCACCUGGUCAAGUGUCAGAUUUGCCAUCAAUGAAGUUCUUUUAAAUGUGUUUUAUAAACUGAACCAAGUCAAACAGGCUUAUUUUACAGUUUUAUGUGGACAUUGUUGUGAUUCAACAUGUUAAACAUCACAGAUCUAAUAAUGUUCUUAUACGAGUCUCUAAGUGUCUAGAAAAUCAUUUCAAAACUAAUGCAACAUUUAUUCUGCUUUAUACGAGUGUAACUUAUGAGCUGGUGUUUAAAAAUCACUAAAUUCAUGUUUAUAUUCUGCUGCUGUGCAGAUUCUCACUACACAUGAUUUGGUGCCAUGAUGUAGAUUAUUUUUAUUUGUUUUGUCAUGUAAAGUUUUCUUCUUUGAUGUAAAAGCAUUAACUCCUCAAAUGCAUCUGCAACAUUUUAACUAUAAAAGUUUGAUAUACAAGUUCUCAAACUAUACAUCUCACCAUAACUGUGUGUUUACAUCAGACGUGAAUGAAGCGAAUAAAUCACACUAUUCGUGCGUAGUUGGACGCUUGAACAUUUUGAGUUAACUCGCUUCAUUUGCGCGUGAAAUUCAGACGUGAAUACACUCAAUUUGCCGGCUUUAGCUAGCUUGUAGUCUCAAUGUGUGUGUAUUGUAUAUAUAGCUCAAAUUGAGUAAAGAGUGUUUUUUUAAAACUGACCAGAUUGUCCGAUCCCUCGCUCAUUUUCUUCCAAGAUUGAAAGUGCUUGAAUCUAUUUUAUGCAAUAAGUUUUCUGGAAAAAAUCCAUAUUAUUCCCUGUGUAGUGUAGGAUAAUAUCAUUAAAUUUUAAUUUCCUUUUAAGCACACGUGCUUAACUGUUGGCUUUUUUGCAUAGUUGUGUUUGACACCUGAAAACGUCUUGGGUAACGUAUGUAACUGUUGUUCCCUGAGAAGGGAACGAGACGCUGCGUCUCUCUUGUCAUACUUCCUGCGUCCCUGUAACGCCGUCUUUGGCAAUAUUUCAGAUAGUGAUAUACUUCCUGACUCCCGCGUCACCCUGUCUUUGUCGUUAAACCUCACCAUUGGUUGAAUUUGAUAUACACAUUCAGACACACUUACCCCUGGAGGCGUCCCCAAAGUGUCACCACAGUGACGCAGCGCGAGUUCCCUCGAAAGGGAACUGUAACAAUGUAUCUUAAAAGGUAACACGAUGUAACCUUGCUCUCACUUGAAAUGUGUCCCCACAUUUAGUCCUUGAAUUUGAGGGUAUUGGACCUGGAAAGUCCUUGAAAGGUUCUUGAAUUUGAAGUUUGUGUCGUACAGGUGUCCACAUACAGCAAUGAUGAUUUUGUCCUCUGUUGUUGUUUCAUAUUUCUGCCUCAGCUUGCUACCCCAUAAUCACGUCACUACUAGAGCAAGCUCCUGAUUGGUUAAAGCGAUGUGAAUAUCUGCCAAAGUUCAGAUUUUUCAACUCGUGCGAUUUGCGUGAAUCACACGUUAUGCACAUCAAACGCUCAAUUGCAAGUCAUUUGCUCAAUGUCGUCAUUCCCACCGCCUCAAACAGACCGCAGGAUGUCUAUCGCAUCUUUGCAUUGACUUAACAUGUAAAUCACUCGCACUUAAUGCUUUAUUCGAGUCUGGUGUGAACGCACCAUAAGAGACUAUUGAGAUCAAAUCUUUUAUAUGCAACUACUGUCUAAAAUGACUUCAUUGACAUUUCAUGUUUCUUUAUAUUGUAAGUUGUUAAUGAAUGCAAUAUAUAGUCAGCGAUGUUUAUCUGGGACAGUAUUACUACAGUAUUGAGAGAAGAUAUUAACAUUAAUAUAUGGUACUGUAUUCCUCACAAUAUCUCAAAUUCAUUCAUUCAUUAUGAUGCACUGACAUUACCACAACUCCUCACCUCUAACACCGUUGUGUUUCUGUAAAGAGAGUUUUAAUUGAUCAAACCUCAGUAAACAGGAUUUUACCCAUUAACCAUUCACUCAACUCACGCUGAAUUUGAUCGUUUUUAAAACAUUUUCCAAUCCAUUUAUUUCAGCAUUGUCAUCUGAGCUUCUUAUUUUCUUAAAAAAAUAUAUUGCACUAUCAAUGUAACAAAAUAAUGACAACAUGUAAACAAAAAAUAAAUGUUACAACAUCUUC
Molecule: messenger RNA, 3759 nt
Organism: Misgurnus anguillicaudatus (oriental weatherfish)
Lineage: Eukaryota; Metazoa; Chordata; Actinopteri; Cypriniformes; Cobitidae
Gene: scarb2c
Product: scavenger receptor class B, member 2c
Biological process (GO): protein targeting to lysosome; receptor-mediated endocytosis
Cellular component (GO): membrane; lysosome; cytoplasm
Molecular function (GO): scavenger receptor activity
Source: RefSeq, a predicted model, not a curated record